ACCGGAAGUACACUGGCUAGGGAGAACAUCCGGCUGCCACUCUAGGCGAUGGGGAAAAGGGGCGUUAUCUAUGGUGUUCGCGCGCUUUGUGAUGUUUUAUUGUGUCGCGGGGAUUCGGUGGCCUCGAGACCCGGAACAGCUCUGUAGAUAGAGGAGACGACGUAGAACGACGGCAGCAACCGGGUUGCGCGGGGGCGUGAGCCCAUAGGAUUCCGGUGAAGAGGAAGGAGGAGUGGAGAGGAAACACCGGCAAAUCCAGCCGUUAGGUUGUGCGGCGAUAACGGUCUUCGUGUCGCUAUCCGUUCGUCGCCGAGCCGGGGAUGUGAUCUUCAUGGUGUCGUGUUGGAAAUCUUGAGGUUUUAUCUGAGUCACCCCAAUGGAUGCAGAGAGUGAUGUUGCAUUGGACAUUUUAAUCACAAAUGUAGUCUGUGUCUUCCGAACAAGAUGUCAUUUAAACUUGCGAAAGAUUGCAUUAGAGGGAGCAAAUGUAAUAUACAAGCGUGAUGUUGGGAAAGUAUUAAUGAAGCUUAGGAAACCCAGGAUUACAGCAACAAUUUGGUCCUCAGGAAAAGUAAUUUGCACAGGAGCUACAAGUGAAGAAGAAGCUAAAUUUGGUGCCAGACGAUUAGCCCGUAGUCUGCAGAAACUAGGUUUUCAGGUCAUUUUUACAGAUUUUAAAGUUGUCAAUGUUUUAGCAGUAUGCAACAUGCCGUUUGAAAUCAGAUUGCCAGAAUUCACAAAAAACAACAGACCCCAUGCUAGUUAUGAACCGGAGCUUCAUCCUGCGGUGUGCUACAGAAUAAAAUCUCUCAGAGCUACUUUACAGAUUUUUUCAACAGGAAGUAUCACAGUUACAGGGCCAAAUGUAAAGGCUGUCGCCACUGCAGUGGAACAAAUCUAUCCAUUUGUGUUUGAAAGCAGGAAAGAAAUGUUAUAAUUUGCCACUUCAUGGUUAGGUGACCUAACCAAGCACCUUUUAUAAGACUGCUGCAGAUCGGACUAGAAGCAAAAAAGAAGGUUGGGGGGAAAAGGACAACUGGACCAACACAGCUGAGGAGGUGCAAACUCUUGGCCACAGUGAUAAACUCCAGUCCCUUUUGGAUAUUACCCGGAACAGUGCUGUAUUGUAAAAACAAACGUUUACAAGAUAAGAAAUUGCUGCUUUUUACAAGACAUUCUAUUUAUUUCUGCAGUAAUUUCUGUGUGUUCGUAAGCAGAAUUGUCAUGAUAUGCACUAACUUUGGAAACACUUCUUUAGGUUGAGCUUGUGUUUUUAUUUGUGAAUAGCCUUUACAUUUUUGUAUGCUGACUGUUGGGCACCAAAGAAGCUGUAGACGUUACCUUUUUCACCUGAUAAAUGUGCACAAAUAAAAGUUUGCAAAACUUUUCUUCA
This is a messenger RNA of Rhineura floridana, 1393 nucleotides long. It is a transcript of the gene TBPL1, whose product is annotated as TATA-box binding protein like 1. The record is from RefSeq and is a predicted model, not a curated record. Gene Ontology annotation, molecular function: DNA binding; general transcription initiation factor activity. NCBI's taxonomy places the organism in Eukaryota, Metazoa, Chordata, Lepidosauria, Squamata, Rhineuridae. Gene Ontology annotation, biological process: DNA-templated transcription initiation. Bases 377 to 937 code for a protein of 186 amino acids. The transcript is spliced from 7 exons.